This is a messenger RNA of Quercus lobata, 1345 nucleotides long. RefSeq names its product probable protein phosphatase 2C 72. The coding region runs from base 53 to 1096 and encodes 347 amino acids. The record is from RefSeq and is a predicted model, not a curated record. Lineage: Eukaryota; Viridiplantae; Streptophyta; Magnoliopsida; Fagales; Fagaceae. Gene Ontology annotation, molecular function: protein serine/threonine phosphatase activity. Gene Ontology annotation, biological process: protein dephosphorylation. The transcript has 5 exons.
UUGGACUAUAAAAGUAAAGUGAAAAAAUAGAACAAAAAUAAUAUUAGUUGCAAUGGGAAUCUGCAUAUCAGUUGCAUCAAAGGAGAUUCAUGAUGCUGAAGAUGGCCAUGAAAAUGUGAUAUUCUUCCAAGGAAAUAAUGUUUCUAAUGGAGCUCUGGGUCUUGGUUCUCUUUACUCUAAGCAAGGGAGCAAAGGACUAAACCAAGAUGCUGCCAUUCUUUACCAGGGCUAUGGAGUGGAAGAUGGAGCCUUCUGUGGAGUUUUUGAUGGGCAUGGGAAGAAUGGUCACAUAGUGAGCAAGAUAGUGUGUAACCGCCUGCCUUCGCUCUUACUAAGCCAAAGGAAUGCACUUGCAAAGACUUAUACAGUAGCAAAUGAUAGUACUUUCCAAAACCAUGUUGAGAGAAUAGAUGGGGAAUUAAGACCAAGCAAGAAUUUUCACAUAUGGAAAGAGGCUUGUAUCAGUGCCUUCAAGUUGAUGGACAAGGAGGUACAACUACAAAAGAAGUUGGACAGCUCUUGUAGUGGAACAACUGCUGUUGUAGUCAUAAGACAGGAUGAAGAUCUUAUCAUAGCUAAUCUAGGUGACUCCAGAGCUGUCUUGGGGACAAUCACCAACAAUGGAGUUACUGCUAUCCAGUUAACCACUGACUUAAAGCCAGGCUUACCUUGUGAAGCAGAAAGAAUAAGGAACUGCAAUGGCCGGGUGGCUGCAUUAAGGCAAGAACCACAUGUCCAACGAGUGUGGCUGCCCCACGAUGACUCUCCAGGCCUAGCCAUGUCACGAGCUAUUGGAGACUUCAUACUCAAAAACCAUGGCAUAAUUGCCAUCCCCAAUAUCUACUAUCACUGUGUAACUUCCAAUGACCAAUUCAUCAUUCUUGCAACUGAUGGGGUCUGGGAUGUGCUCAAUAAUGAUCAAGUUGCAUCGAUUGUGUGGGCAGCAGAUAGUGAACAGGCAGCAGCAAGAGCCGUGGUUGAGGCGGCUACUGCCACAUGGAAAAAGAGAUACCCUUGUGCAAAAGUAGAUGACUGCACUGCGACUUGCCUCUUUUUACAAAAGAAGCAACAUUUUAUUGUGCCAGUGGAGACUUGAGCUAGCAGCAUUUCUUCCUCUAGUUGAAAAUGUGGCCGUUCCUGCCUUGCUUUGGCCUUGGCACAAUCUUGAGUUAUUUGGCACAUUUCUUUUUUAUCAUUUGGAAACCAAAAAUCAGAGCAAUUACUGGGAACAAAACUAGUUGAGUGGAAAAGGAAUACACAACAAUUGCUUUCAACUAUAUAACUAUUUACUGGUGCAUCUGUUUACUUGUUGAGUAGCAAGAUAAUUAUUGCAUCAAGAACAAUU